CUGGCCAAAGAAUUUAUUUUCAUUGACGUGUGAAAUUUUAUUUUAAUUCUGCUAGAUUUUUUCGAAAAAAUAUUAAAUUUGUGUUAAAAAUAUUAAAAAAAAGUGAAAAAAUUGGCAUUAUGCUAAGUACAUUAACUCGAAAAUAUUUAUAAAAAUGUUAUAAAUUUCGCUUGAAACAAAUAGAAACUAAAAUAUUUAAGUGCUCUCUAGAGGCGUUAAAAUGUUUAAAAUCGAAUCCUAUAUAACACCUCUUAUACUGAACUAUUUGACCAAAUAUGUCAAAAAUAUACGACCACAAGAUUUUCAAGUUUCCUUAUGGGAGGGUGAAGUAACAUUCCAUAAUUUGGAUUUACGUUUAGACGUGUUGCAACAAGAAUUAGAUUUGCCUUUUCAAUUUCUUUCGGGUCAUAUACACGAAUUAGUCAUUUCGGUGCCCUGGACUAAAAUUACCUCAGAACCUAUACGCAUAUCUAUUAAUACAAUCGAAUUUGUAUUGAAAUCGAAUCGUGAAGACAGUAGUGGCAGUAAGUCUCCCGCGGGCAGCAGUUCGCCACAACAUCAGUCCACGUCGGAGGUGACUAGUGCCAGCAGUCGUAACAAUGAGCGUGAGGAUACCUCAUCGAUGGGUUCCAGUUUGGCCACCAAAAUUCUUAAUAAUAUUAAUGUCCAAUGUCAGAAUAUUAUUUUGAAAUAUAUAGAAGAGGACAUUGUGGUAUCUAUGAAUGUUCAGCAUCUUAGCUAUGGUCCGGCCAAUGAACAGUGGCAAUUGGCCAUGGUUGAUGUGAAUCCAAAUAAGGUGUUGAUGCGGAAAUUAAUAAAUGUUUCCGAUUUGACCAUAUGUUUGGAUAAACGUAAUGAUGCGGGUCAAAUUGAUGUCUGUCAAGAGCCGGUAAUGUAUCGUUGCACUUUAGAAUGCCGCGUUUUACGCAAAUACAAUUGCCAAACCAUGGCCAAUAGCAGUACAACGCGUAUAGGUGUAUUUACCCAAAAUCUCGAUUUAAAUAUUUCCACAAUGCAAAUACCUUUACUAAUGCGUCUCAUAAAAUUCAUUACACAAAUGGUGCCAGAAAAAUCAAAUGCUUCCGAUGCCUCUUCAACGGCACCAGAUGAUUAUGGUGCAUCAGAUAUGGCCUCAAAUAAAGCAAAUAGUGGCGGCACAUACUUAUCGUGGGCAUGGAAUAUGUUGCCCAGUUUUAAUCUAGUAGAUGAGGAUAAAGAUGAAGGCCAUACAGACGAUCCUGUAGGUCAUACGAAGGACAUUGGUAUUUAUGUGGAAGAGUUGAAUUUGACUCUGAAGAAUUCGGAAUUUAUUAAUGAUGCUAUAAUGGGUGGUAUUAAACGUAUACGUUAUAUGCCUAUUGUACGCUUUACUAUUGGCGGUUUAUAUUGGGAGCGUGUUAUGUCAAAGGAGUUGGAGUGGUCCAAUACGAAAAUGGGUAUAUCUAGUAUUUAUGUAGAGCCUUUGGGUAGUUAUCGCACUGAUGAUCAGACGAAUAGUUAUGCUAUAAUAGAUACAGCUCCGUUCACCAACAUACGUUCUUUCAUUGAUAAAUCCUUGUUCGAUGAUCAAUGCAUGAUUGCUGACAAAGGCUGGGGUGUCACAAAUUACGAUGAUUAUAUGACACGGAUCACUGAUGACUAUUUACUCUAUCGCAGUCCCAUAUUUGCUUUUGAUGUUAUAAGUUAUCGCUCAAACCAUACAGAGAGCCAAGAGGGUCCCUCAUCACCAGCCAGCCUAACAAAUACAUCAAAUGAAGGAAAACUAAUGGAUUUAUAUAGACAAUAUCGCGUCCUAGCGGCUGGUAUAACGUUUCGCUAUAAUCAAACAUUUCUGCAGGUUAAAAAUGUGAUUAAAACUAUAAUAGAUUCAUACGAUUCAACAGCAUAUUCAUCAAAUGUUGUAGAGAAAACGGAGACAAAUACUGCAAUUGCAACAAAUACCCAAAAAAUCCUAAUACCAACAGAACAUAGCAAUGUAAUAGUUGGUGGUGAGCCAGGGGAAACAGAUGAAGCAAGAUCUCACUUAAUGGCUAGAACAAGUGGACAUUUAGCAGAGGGAUCACCUAAGUUACAUCCGCCCUUAGUAGAAGAUUAUGAUGCUUUAAUGCAGGGUGUACCCUUGUGUAAAUAUAAAAUUGAACUUAAACGUAUGCGUGUAGAAGUUUAUGCUAAAACUGAACCGGAACCCUCCUUACGUAUACAUAGAAAACUGCCCAAUGCUGUUAGGAAUAGCUUGCCCUACAUGCUGUUGUAUUUUGAUAAAGUUGAAGGCACUCUUUCAACUCCCUUAAAUCCCGAUAAAUUAGUUCAUACUACUUGCCAGUUGCCGGAUAAACCUCAGGAGUUAUUGAACGCCUGUUAUGAUAAUUAUGAUUUAAAUAUCAAAGACUUUUCCAUGGGUCUGAUAGCACCCUCUACCGAUAAUCUAAUAAGAUUGUUGACCAUACCCAAAUUACAGUUGAAUUAUGGCAGUUUAUUGCAACCUCAUUAUUGGAAAACAGAUGAAGUUCCUAUUAAAAAAUUGGAUUUACAAUGUGAUAUUAUUAAAUUACAAUUCACCAAAAGGGAAUUAAUAGCAGGGCUGCAAUUAUUUUAUUCUGCCUUAAACUAUGAACCACAAAUGGUCAUAAAAAUGGUAGAGGUACUAAAUCAUUCUCAGGUCUUAGCCGAUACAAUGUCCUUAAAUACUGUUUUAUCGAAAUUAAUGGUAAAGCAACGUUAUUAUCAUAGCUUUGGCAUAUGGAAUGUUAACUUAGCAGCUUUACAGUCGGAUGUAGUAAUUGGCAGAAAAACUUCACAAUUACGCCGCUAUAAUGUCCUAAAUACACAAGCUAAAAUGCAUAACAAUCAAAAUAAAUGGUUGGAGUUACAACUGCAAUAUCCCAAUCUCUCCCAAGAUGAACAGUCAUUAAGUCAAACGAAAUCCUCUAAAAAAGAUGCUAAAGAUUAUAUAGAAAUGGCCAUAGGUGUAUGGAUAGAAAAGUUUAACUUAAAUGCCGAUAAAAAUCUAUUGGAUUUUCUAUCUUUUGUUACGCAAGAAGAAAAUAAAUUAACAACAGAUUUUUCCACAGAAAUUGAAAUACAAACACAAAACUUACAAAAUCCUCCAAUGCCAGCCAGCCAUGUUACCAGUUCCGCCCCCUCCACCUCGAUUAUCUAUCAAGCCAAUAAUACAAUGCCACAAGUUUUUGGACGUAAAUCAUCACGUAACUCUAGUUCUUUAAGAAAAAUAUCUCAACCCGAAGAAACCAUACAUUUUAGUUCGGAAAAGGAUGAACGCUUAGAACUGACAGUUACAGAUCCCAUUAUAAUCGAUAUACCCGAUGAAAUACCACCCGAAAGUGAUGAAAAUAAAAUAAAAAAGUACUUCAAACUAUUUAACACCAUUAUAAUCUAUAUCGAUAUAGCACAAAGUCAAUUGGAUGUCAGCAAUGCUAGUUUAACAACUCACAAUGAGGAUGUCUUAAAAAAACUAUAUACUAGACUUAAACUGCCGAAAAUUUUGCUAAAAUCCACUUUUGCAGAAUAUAUAACUAGAUCUAGUCUGAGACUAAAAGUUAAUCCGCCACUCAACGCGAAAACUACUUUCAACUGGACCAUACAGUUUCAAGAUAUGGAAAUUAAAACCAUUGAAGAGAGUAAUAUAAUGCCAGUGCUAAAACCCUGGCAAACUACAUUAACUGUGGCCACCACUAAACGCAAACAAGCUGUUACCAUUAAUACCGAUCUAGAUUAUACUUUUAAAUCACAAUCGCGCACAAGUUCACCCAUAAUAAAACCGAAAAGUAAAAAUCCAAAGGAACGUUCCACGAAACUUAUAGAAAACUCUUCAGUCUCAUCGAAUUCUUUAAAGGAGAUUUUCUCGGGUAGUGAGCGUUCACCACCACCCUCACCUAAACCCAGUUUACGUUCAAAGCCCACCACUAUGGAUAGUGGCGGAAAUAAUGAAAAAUUUGAGGAGAUAGUUUGUCUUAAUUUACAUUUAGAUUCUUCUACCAUACAUUUGUUUGGUAAUAAUGUUAAGAUAUUACAAUUACAUUGUGGCCACUUAAUGAGUGUUUUGGAAUUGUUACAAAAGAUUUCCAGUACUUCAGCAACAUCAUCAUCAUCAUCGAGUAAACGGAAAAGUAAUACAAAAACUUCGCAGAUUCCUUUAAUGAUAUUGACUUCUUCGGAAGAAAAUCAACAUAUUAAGGAGUUUAUGGAUUUGGAUAGUAAUUCGGAUGUCUCGGCUCUUCCAACUAAUGAGAAGAAAUCCAUUCUCAACAAAAUAUCCCUCUUUUGUCAGUGGACCAUUGCCAAAGUUGUGGCCGAAGUUGAAAGUGCCCGCGAGCAAACGCAUAAAAGUAAACUUGUGGUAGAGUUUGAAGACUUUCUCUCCACCGUAGAUCAAGGACAAGAUUUUACCAAAUACACCAGUAAAAUUGGUAAUUUCAGUUUAAACUAUUAUCAAAAAUCCGACAGAUAUGAUUGGUUGCAACAGGAAUAUUUACGCAUGCGUAUGAUAGCCGAAAGCAAUGAACAUCCAUUCCUCAACAUCAUCUUAACUAAAGUCAGUUUAAAAGAUUUCUAUAAACGUAUUGGUGUCAAACGGAAAGGCGAGGUGGGACGUCAUAUUAGUGAAAUUUUAAUAGUAAUGCAAGCUAUGGAAAUUAUUGUGGAUUUAGAUCGUGUACAGGAAUUUAUGGAACCUUUGUGUGUAAUAUUGGAGAAAAAUCCGCAAAAUUUGGAAUGUAAAAGUGAUAAAGAAGAUAUUAUAAUAGCAUCCGAAUUACCGCUGGUGCAUUUUGAAAGUAAAGGCGUUACUUGCUAUUUUCCACUGGAUAAUCUUAAGAAACAAUGUACGGUUUUAAUUUGCAAAAUUGAUAGCAUAAACGUAACACCUAAUCUACAAAAUCCCCUACAACGAAAACCCUUAAGACCGGAUGUCUAUGGUAAAGCAGCCAGUAUGGGUAUAUUAAGUAUACCCGGCUCUAUAGUUGAGGAUAGACAAUAUGAGUUAACUUUAAAGAAGCUGUCAGCUGCUUCGGGUAACUGGCUAGAGAUUUUAACACAUAUGCGUAAUAAAGCACAAAAUGUACACACUAAUCCGGCAGUGGAAUGGAAUAAUCCAGAGCGUAAGCAAUCUUUGAAAUUAAAUGAAAUAUUCAAAAAUUUCACUUUAAUAGCCACCUAUGCUCCGAAUAUAGUUUAUAAUAAUAUUUUAAUUUGUGGCCAGGCUAUAGAGUUUAAUUGUGCUACAGAUUUUAUUGCUAGCAUUAAUACGGAUCAAUUGAAUAUGUUUAGCUGUCAUUUGAGAAGAUUGCAAAAGAUAUCAGAAACUGUUAAUCAGGUUUGCAAACUGAAACCUUCUACUGCAGCAGCUGUUAAUUCAAAAUCACCAUCUGAAACUACUAUCUUCUAUUCACCUGAAAGUUCCCACUCUACAACAGUGCUACGUACAAUUAAAUCCCUUAAUAGUUUAACAAAGACCACAACUGUCCAUCCUGAGAUAAGACGUUUCAGUCGUUUAGGUUCUCAAACACAAUUUGAGUCUAUUGAUGAAGACUCAGAACCACCAGCGGGCAAAAUCGAUUCGGGUGUUGUGUCUCAAUCAUCGAAACGCUCUAUAACAACAAAAGACAUUUUACAUUCAGCCAAAUCCAGUUCAACUAAUAUUAUUUUGGAAAAACUAACAGAAUAUCCACAAAAUAAUCAAACACCACCAAAAUCUCUACCGAGAACUGUUUCAUUUGUAGCAGGAGUAUUUCUAUUUAAAAUAUUCGAUUCCAAAUGCAAUGACACAGAAACUCAAGUAUUAUUUGAGGUUGAAGAAUUGGAAAAACCUUUAAUAUCAUUUACCAUAUCUCAGCCCAGUUUUAUGGUUACACAAAAUAUUUAUGAUUCUGUCGUUAACUUUUCUAUAUUCAAUUUAAGUGUAUAUUUACCCACCAUGGAUGGUUUACAAACCAAAUUACCAACCAAUUUAUUUCCAGAAAAUAUAAUUGAUACCAUGCCCGGGGAUUUGACUUCUACUGGCAUACCUCCUUCACUGUUCACUUAUAAAGCACAUUUGACCAAAUUAAAAAUGCGUGAAAUUGACAUUGAGUUUGCCAAACCUUUGGUGAUCACCAUAAGUGAACGUAAUGUAGCCGAAAUAUGCCGCAAUAUAAUGAUUAUCUAUAAUGCCUUGCAAGUGUACACUUGCGUUAGCCUGCCCUAUGAGGGACCGCUAUAUCGUACAUCGAAAAUUAUGCUUAUGAAAAGAAAUACUCUAAAUGCCGAUCGUUUGAAUUUCAAAUGUAACAAUAUUGCUCUCAAACUCACCGAUCAUCAGGAGUAUGAAUGUAAAUUGGUAUUCAGUGAUCUUAAAGUAAAUCUUAAAUAUCUCACACGUCCCGAAAAAUGUUCGGCGAAGUAUUCUUUGGGAGCUGUGUAUCUACGUACGAGUAAAAAGGUGUUUGUACAUCCCAUUUCACUUAAGGGUUCCAUGGAUUUUGUUAGUGAACCCUGGAAUCGUUUGCCUCUUAUUAAUUGUAUUGUUAAAUUUAAUGUUAUACAAAUUGAUUUGGGAAUUUAUGUGAUCUUACAAUUAAGACAAGCUGUCCAUGAUUUGAAUACAAUACUCAGUUAUGUAAGAGAGGAAUUGUUACGUUUUCAACGUUUACAUUUACAUGAUCAGGGUGAAAAUAAUGAGGCUAAAUUGAAGCAAUUAAAGCCUUUAAAAUGUCCAAAUGUUAGUUCGUUUAUACAGAAUAAUAAAAGUAUUAAAAGAGAGGAAUUCUAUCAGGAUGAUUUGAGAGCUGGUGCUUUUCAAUUUGUAGAAUUAAUGUCUGACAGUGUUUUGCCUCUACCCUAUCAAAUACAAAUCAUUAAAAAAGAUUAUGGCAUAAUAUGUUGGCGUUACCCGCAACCUAGAAAAAUGUGUAAAAUUCAUAUUUAUCCAGUGCCCAUGGCGGUGGAAAAUCCCAUACACAUUAAAUGUCGCAUGGAAUACUUUAGUGAAGUUCAUGAAUGUUUUCUACAUUACUGUGAUUUAUGGCUUUCGGAGACCAAUUCCAAAGAUAUUAAACUACCGGAACGUGAAAUCUGUGCCACCAUAUGGCGUGUAGUUAUUUUACAAUCUUUAGUCUCGGUAAAUGGUGAAUGUUUCGAUACCAGUGAAGAGGACGAGGAAUUGCAUUCUAUAGCCAGCAUGAAUAUAGAUGAAGUAUUGGGCAAAGGUCGUCAAGAUGCUGAUUUUAUUUUACAUCCCAAAGUAUUAGUAGGUUGUAUGCGUGUUGAUACUACAUUCCAAUCGAAUUGUGUGCCAAAAGUUCAGUUAUUACUUAGCUGCAAUUUGUUUAAAGUUAAACUUCUCAAUCAGCCAGAUGAAAAUGCCGAUUUGCCACCGCUUCUCAAGAAAUUCCAUUUGGCCAAAACUACUCAUAUAUCACAAGCGUUUUUAAUGUUGAUGGUGCAAAAUAUUAAAUUUCAUUCCACUUUUUACGACAAACAAAAAUUCAAUUUAAAUGUGGCUUUUAAUGCCAAUGUAAAAUGUUUGGAUUAUGGUUUCCUUAAUAUGAUUUCCCUAAUGGAAGAGACUACUGUGCAAUCUUAUAUGGAAAUAGAUAAAAAGAAAAAUAUCUUAAAUGCCAAUUUUGUAUUUGAUCGUUUACAGUUUAAUAUAGGCCCAGCCAUUAUACAUACGCUUCUCUCCUCGAAAAAUCAUUGGUCUGAGUGUUUGGAUUUGGAUGAGCGCCGCAUACGUCACGCCUUAAUACCUAAAUGUAUUAUAGUAAAUCGUACCAUGACUUGUCUGGCUUUUGGUCAAACUGGUACUCAUGAACGCAUACAAUUAAACCUCAAAGAAUGUUAUUUGUAUUCUUUUCGCAGUGAUUAUCAUAAUCAGGAAUUGACUUUCUAUAUAACGGAUGAGGAAACAAAUACAGUGGAUACUUCUAUGUCGUUACAUAUACCUUUCAAAUUCGAAAGCCAACAUAUGGAACAAUUUUUACGUGUUGGAAAUAAAGUUAUCACAGUUAAAUUGCGUAAACUAUCCAGUUCUCAAAUAUUCGUUUUAAUUAAGGGUCAAAUAGAAUUGGUAUCAAUGGUUUCGCAUAAUUUACGUUUGGAAUUCCGUCAUGAGGGUAAAGCGGACGAAGUGGCACACAAAUCUUUGGAGUAUAUUAGAGACAGGGGUCGCAAUUCAUUUUAUCAUAGGAGAGCAGAAGUCCCCAUCAACAGCGACGAAUUUAUAAGCUUCUGGAUAAGAGUACUAAGAGAAGAUAUUCCCGAUCUAGCAAGCGAAAACUUUUAUCCUCAAAAGAUACUCAUCACAAUAUGGCCCAUAUUUGAAAUUUCCUCCAUGCUAAGUUGUGCCAUACAGGCCAGGGAAACAACGGGAAAAGAAGCAGAAAUACAUUUACCUGGUCAAGGUGCACGUCACAUACUCGAUGUGCCAGCUACUCAUUUAACAGAACAUAACAUAGAUUUCAUGUACGGCUUUCCAUUAGGCACAGCUUCAGCCAAAAAUUAUACACUAAAAUUAAAGUCUUUAGAUUGGCAAAAAUUCUUUUGGUAUGAUGAACAAAAAUGGAGUAUAGAAAAUACUUUAAGUAUUUUAGCUAAACCUGUAGCAAGAAAUUGGCCCUUAAACGAUGAAGAAGAGUUAAAAGUAAAAAGAAUCUCGGAAUCGAAUCAUGGUAUAGAUGUUAUCUAUAAUACAAGAGUUACGAGAGAAUUUUCAUGUACCCUUAAUUUGGAGGUGGCUCCCUGGGGUAUGUUUAUAAAUGCCACAGGGCUACAAGUGCGCAUUUGUGAGUUGGGUAUACAGCCCAAAGAACUUAAGGUAGAUGCCAAUGGCUUGGAAAUGUUAUUCAAUAUAUCACAAGGAUUUAGCAUAGGCAUACGUAAUGGCUCUAAUUGGAUACAAUCCUUGCCUAUAUAUUUGGAAAAUGCCAUAGUCACACAAAGUAAACAUUUCUAUACCGUUACCGAAGGCGAUUACACUGACAUUGUCAUCCUGAGAGGCGAUGAAGUGGUCAAAUUUAUUUUAACUUUAAAAAUAGAAAAUAAUCGUAAAAUGUUUAAAUUAUCUUCAAAAUUUGCCGUAGUAAAUCAUACCAAAAAUCGUUUAUGUAUUUUACCAUUUGCCAUGGAUCAUAAGGAGAGUAUAGCGCGAAAAGAUGUAGAACAUUUAGAUAAUAAUACGACUAAAACAGUAUUACGAGCUACCCCUUAUAAACAAAACAGUAUAGGCAUUUCGCUAAGUCAAUUCUAUGAUAUAAAUGCUCAAUGUGCACAACGUUCCGUAGAUUCGGCGUUUAUUUAUUUUGUUGUAAUAAAACAUUGUACCGAUUCGGAAAUUUCCAUACCCAUUCCCUUAACGUUGCCCUUUAAUCGUAAAUGUUUUAGUAUACAGAAUGGUCGAGAGUCUAUAGCUUUAAUGGUAUCACUGAUUGAACAUGAACAGGUUUACUAUUUAACCAUUUUCGAAGAUGUGAGUCCCGCAGUUUUGCUUAAUAAUCAAACCGAUUGUCCUUUUAUAAUCGCACAAACAAAUGCUGGCGAAAAUAGUAAGGUAUCCUCUACGACCUCGGAAUAUGAGGGCAAACAUUUGGAAUGGUAUCAUGUGAUACCUAAACAAAGUAAAUCCUAUUAUACACCUCCUGAAUGGUAUAACCAUUUUCCCGAUGUGGAGACUACUUUGUGCAAUAUUACUUUGGCUUUAUUUGAUGAUUUAUCUACCAAAAAAUCUAUAAAAUGGUCUAAACUUAUACGUUUGGAUAAAACAUGGAAGAAAUUCUUGCACAUACCUGGCCAUGGUGAUGUUAAAGUUAUAAUCUGUGAUAAACAUCGUGUUAUUAGAUUAAAUAUUUAUUAUAUAUCACAGCAAAUGGAGUUCUCCGUAAAAGAUUUACGUUCACGUCUCUCCACCACCGAGCCCAAAGAACCCUCUCCAACAACUGAACAAACUUCCUCCUCUUCAUUACUACAUCCAACAACGAAAAUUUGCCAAGAAACCUCCCAACAACUAAAUACCGAAGUUUGUCAGCAUUUCCGUAAUGAUUGUGAUACUCUAAGACAGGAUCUGAAAAUAAGAUUCUUUGUUAAGGAAAUAAAUUUAAGUCUACACACCGACAACAGCACACGUCAGUAUAUGAAACGUGAAGUGGUCGCCAUAUAUGCCGAUGAUCUGCUGAUAGCCUAUGAAGACAACGAAGAUGAACGCACGAUGAAUAUAGUGAUACCUAACUUACAAAUAGAUAAUCAAUUGUUUUCCACCGGAAAAUAUGAUUUUCCUGUUAUAUUAUGUGCCGAAGAGUUAUAUGAGAAAACUGACUGUUUACCCGAGCCAUUUUAUUUGGAAACUUAUUAUAAAAUAUUGAAGGAAAAGAACUUAAUGAUUAAUGUUAAAUUGAAACUGUUUGAAGAUGAAUUCAAAAUGAAUUCUUUGAAUUGUAAAUUGAGUCCGGUAAGGGCUUACAUAGAGGAUGCUUAUAUAACCGACUUCUUAGACGCCUUAGUGGAGUGUGAACCCUCUAACUGUGCCUACAAGCCAAAAUUAGAAUAUGAACGUAAAAUUUUGGUGGAGAACCAAGUUAGCAUACCCAAAGAUGUGGAAGCUCAAGCUAUCUAUGCAGCGGAACCUUUGCAAUUGAGAACGUUUUGCAUAGAACCCAUGAGCGUUUUAUUGUCGGUGCAUACUUCUGUAAGACUAUAUAUCGCUUUGGAUCAUUCACCUUUAUCGUUUUCUUCGUAUGAACGUUCACAUCUAUUAACUCUGCCUCUAAAGUUUGGCCAAUCUUUGGGUAUGCAUUAUUUAUCUGGUGCAAUAUUUGGUGCUGGCUGGGUGGUAGGUUCUUUGGAGAUCUUGGGCAGCCCUAGUGGUUUAGCACGUUCUGUUACCACUGGCUUAAAAGAUUUUGUUUCCCUACCGGUACAAGGUUUGUUUCGAGGACCCUGGGGUUUUAUUGUGGGAGUUACACAAGGCUCAGCUUCCUUAUUAAGAAAUGUAACUGCUGGCACAGUGAAUUCGGUAACAAAAUUAGCAGCCUCAGUGGCUAGAAAUUUGGAUCGUUUAACUUUGGAUGAAGAGCAUAUCGAAAGAACCGAGGCUUUAAGACGUUCUCGACCACAAGGUUUCACCGAAGGUUUUUCACAAGGCAUGACUGGUUUGGGUAUAAGUAUUUUGGGUGCUGUAGGAGGUUUGGCACAUCAUACCCUCGAGGCUCGUUCUCCGGUCGAGGUGUUUACCGGUAUUAGCAAAGGUUUGGUGGGAGCAUUUACAAAACCCAUUAGUGGUGCUGCUGAGUUGUUGGCUUUAGCUGGUCAAGGCAUGCUGCAAACAGUGGGCUUUAAUGCCAUGCCUAAACAACGCUGUCCCUCUAUCUGCCGCAAUUUGGCCACCGAACCAUCUGGUUAUCGUAUAUGGAAAUUAUUGCCGGUGGAAUUAUCUUCAGAUCAAAUAUUAUUCUAUCAUGAAAUCACUUUGUCAGUGGAAGAUCAACUUAAGCGUGGUUAUGUUUUCUUAACAUCAGCUGUAUUUGCCAUUACCGAGGCUGAGUGGGAUAAAUUACAAUUUGCUUUUCCUGUCGAUAAGGUGGAGAUAACAGUCGACAAUCAGGAUAAGACUUUGUACUAUGUACAUUUGAAACAUGAAAGAGAAGAUAUAGAGGAAGAUGUCAGCUAUACCAAUGAACGUAUUAUGAAUUUCUUGCACACCUCCUCUAUUAAAAUGACCUCCGAUUCUCUUUACGAUUUACUACAAACGGGUGGCUCUCUAGCAUCUGGCGGUUAUAGACGUCAACAGACCUUAGAUUGGUCCUUCUACAUCAGCGAACAUUUGGGUGAACAUAUAAUGCGUUAUUUCAAAAUAUUAAAUUCAAAUAUUAUUAAAAAUUAAGUAAGUUUAUGUUAUAAUUAUAUACUUUAUAUACAUAUUUCCAAAGAUUUAACUCUUAUAUUAACAACCUCCUUCCCCCUCGUGUUGAACUAUUUAUUUCAUUUAAAUAUAAAUUUUGGUUUAAUUCAAAACUGUAAAAAGCAAUGAAAAAUCUAAAAAGAAAAUUCUUUAAAAAGACUGUAAACAGUAUCAUGUUGUAUGUGUAUAACUUUAUAUAUACUUUUUUAAUAUAAAAUUUUUUAUUUUAGUCUAUUACUACUUUAAAUUUAAAUUAUAUUAUAAUUUUUUUGAUAUA
Molecule: messenger RNA, 12161 nt
Organism: Lucilia sericata (common green bottle fly)
Lineage: Eukaryota; Metazoa; Arthropoda; Insecta; Diptera; Calliphoridae
Gene: Vps13B
Product: vacuolar protein sorting-associated protein 13B
Source: RefSeq, a predicted model, not a curated record